Messenger RNA from Ostrinia furnacalis (Asian corn borer), 5050 nucleotides. RefSeq names its product putative homeodomain transcription factor (gene phtf). The transcript has 15 exons. Lineage: Eukaryota; Metazoa; Arthropoda; Insecta; Lepidoptera; Crambidae. The coding region runs from base 565 to 3189 and encodes 874 amino acids. Gene Ontology annotation, cellular component: endoplasmic reticulum. The record is from RefSeq and is a predicted model, not a curated record.
AAGUCGAGGAAUUUUGCUAAAGUUCAUCUCAAUUUAAAAAUAAAUUAAUAUUUAUUUUAGCAAGUGGCGAAAUCGUCAGUGAUAUAAAUAAAGCGAUACCAAAAACAAAUGUAGAUCUCUCUCUGUUUAAGUUAUUGUCAAAAUAAUUGUGUAAAAGUUAUGCGCUGAAAAACCACAAUAUGUAUUUGAUAUACAUUCUAACGGUACAUUCUUCAUAAUAUCUUCUUGCAAUGCAUUGUUGUGAUGUACUAAGAAUAUGACCUUUAGAAUUUUCACAAUAUCCAUGUAGCUGCUACUGACACAUGCGAAAGAAUCGAUCGUAAAUUGAGCUUUCAAAACAGUGUUCAUGUUGAUUGAACCCAGAUCAAACAGGCUUUGUUCUGCAUGCGGCGGUGCUUAUCAGUUAUGGAAAUAAUCAUCCAUUUUUAGUGAUACUACCGAUCGGCACAGUGUCUUAAUUUGGCGAAAUUUCCCGUUAACAGUAACUGAUACUAAACCAAAUGCUUUCAAGUACAAUUGAAGGAGGCAUAUCAAUUAAAAGUACUAUAAUAAAUACUGAUCAUCAUGAAGCACCUUGCAGCAUGGUACCAAAAGAAAAUCAGCUCUUACGACAAGGAGGAAUGGGAGACGAUGGUAGAACAACUGUUGAUGCGCGGCACCUACCGGCGGCGCAUCGUCGACUUCUCAAGCCACGCACGUUCUUACCUGAUAGACGUCGAUUUAGUUAGAGGCUCGUCAUUUCCUAAAGCGAAGCCUACUCUGGGCAUGCGCAGAGUAGUAUGGUUCGCUCUAGUAAGGCUGGUAUUCUUCCCUGCUCUAUACCAAUGGUGGGCUCAGCAAACGUCAUCGGCUUGCGCGAAGUUCCUACUCGGUUUGUGGCUGAUGCAAGUGCUUAAUAUGUCGCUGUAUUUCAUGACACCAGCUACAUUGGAUAUAGAUGCGGACUGCUGGCUAGUGCCCCUCGGCCUGAUGUUGGUGCUAAGUGUGGUCCAUUCACAGAUUGUUAGCACCACCGAAAUGGAGCUCGCGAGAGUGCGGCCUCGAUCCACUUACAGACGAAAACUGCCGCGAUAUUUUCGACGGUCCCGUUCCGAAUGUGACGGUGGUAGCGCCGGUGGCUCCGGCGAGAGUGGCGCCACCUCUAGCCAGAGCAAGGGCCCCUCCACCAAGCCGGCCAAGUUCAGACACAGACCGACCCGCACCGAGGUGACAGAAACCGGACUGAGAAAACGCAAGAAGGAAACAUUAACGAAAGACAAUAUAAUCAAAAGUUUGGAACCGCAAAUUAAAAAUAAAGCACUAUUCAAAGUGAAUAAAGCUAAAGACUCUGAUGAUGAAGACUAUAUGGCUUGGAAAAAGCCUCAUGUGGUAGCUCCUAUAGUUACAUUCACUCCACCGUCUGAUAACGCUACGCCCGGCUCGUCUAUUAAUUUCAAAUCUAAUAUACUCACAAAGAAACAUCUAGAAACAUUUAACGUGAGGCAACACCAACAAAUUAACGUCGCGAGAGCGAUAUUUGCCGACGGCGAUGACGGUUUUGAAAGUCUCAACGGGUACAAUUCGAAUGGAAGCGAUGGAGACAAUCGCAUCAAAGAAAAUGACGCCAAAACUGCACCCAAAAUUGUCGAAGGGGAAAUUAAACGAGAAUCAUCAGACCCUAUACCAAUACCAGAAGUUAUUAAAGUAGUUGAUAAUGAAAGUACACCAAAUGAAAAAGUUCCUAAAGAAAUUAAGAAUGAAGACGAUGAAAAGUCUUUAGAUGCUGAGUCCGAUGGUGGUGCGCCUACUAGCAGCCCUAGUGCUCCUAAACGAGUAGGUGUCAGAUUUAGAAGUUCUUGGGUAAAAGAAACCAUACCUAGAGAAUCUAGUGACGACGAUUUUGCGUCACUUAAAAAGAAACAAAAGAAAUUAGACAAUUACCAGUCGUCGUCAUCCGACGGUGAGUGCUCGGCUUCGGCGCCAUCUAUCGCUCUCCCAUCGCACCAUACCAUGUCUGACUGGGUUGGGCAAACCACUAACAAACAUGUCUUGACAGGCGAAGAGAGCAGUUACUGCUCCCAGUCAGAAGGAGGCCAUUCGGACGUGGAAUUCCAUUACACAGCUGAUAGUUCUUGGGACCCGUUCGCGCUUCUGGACCCUACUAGUGAUACAGUAAAAUGCACGAUGUGGGAGCGCGGCUCGACGCUUCGCGCAGAACUAUCAGCGGUGGACAUCAGCUGGUACGUGGUGGCGCGCGCCGAGCGGGCCAUGGCGGCCGACGGCGGGCUGUGGGCCGGCCUGGCCAUGGCUGCGGUGGUCGGGCUCUUGACGCCCAUCACUAGGCUUGUGCAGGUGGCAAUAGAUCAAGACACGAGGACAGAAGAAGAACUACAGGCGGUGUCAAUAAUAACUUACAUUCCUUCUCUUGUGAUCAGCUAUACUCAAGGCUCUUUGUUAUGCAUGCUAAGUGGGGCUUUUGGUGAUAAUAUUUGGGAAAUAUCAACAAAUAUCCUGUCGUGCGUUCUUCGUUUCGCAAUGAGUGCGCUAGUAUUUUUCCUGCUAGCGGUGGCGGAGCGAGCGUUCAAACAGCGUUUUUUGUACGCGAAGCUUUUCACGCAUCUGACGUCAGCGCGACGCGCGAGAAAGUCCGAACUGCCGCACUUUAGGCUCAACACUGUAAGGAAUAUCAAGACAUGGCUCUCUACGCGCUCUUACUUACGGCGUCGCGGGCCGCAGCGUUCGGUCGACGUGAUCGUUUCGUCCGCCUUUAUGCUGACGCUCAUUCUCCUGGCGUGCGUCAGCGCACAGCUGCUUAGGGACUCAAUAACCCUCGAGCGCGGCUGGCUACUCGAAGCAGUCGUCUGGUGCUGCUGUCUUGGCAUAUACCUGCUGCGUCUGCUGACCCUCGGCAGCGACGUGAACCGCAAGUACCGCGGCUGCCUGUCCUCCAUCCUGACAGAGCAGAUCAACCUUCACCUUGCGAUGGAACAGCGGCCCGAGAGCAAGGAGCAGCUCACUGUGGCCAACAACGUGCUAAAACUUGCUGCGGAUUUGCUAAAGGAACUGGACGCGCCAUUCAAGAUAUCAGGAAUAUGCGCCAAUCACUACUUAUACACGAUCACUAAAGUAGUGAUCCUCUCGGCCUUAUCUGGGGUGCUCUCAGAGAUGUUAGGUUUUAAAUUAAAACUUCAUAAAAUCAAAAUCAAAUAAAAUUGAUCUGUCGUCACACUAUCGAAUGUAAUACCUCCAGUUUAUUGGAGAAGCUGUAUUAGCACGUUUUGAAACAACCCCAUCUUCAGUAGAAGCAAAAUUUAUUAGAUGUAAGUUAAAACUUAGGGCAACUGUUGCGUUGAGUUUGUAAAAAAAAACUUUUGUUCUAAAUAUCUUAUAACAUACUUACAUAGUUUUGAACGUCAUCAUUUCAUACACGUGCCACUUAUGCUAGGUUUAUAUGGCAUUAGUUCGCCACGGACAUAACAAAAUCAAAUGAAAAUUGUCGUGUGAAAACCUAGUUUCACGCAUAAGAACGUGAAAAGAGCGAACUGUAUCGCCGUCUGAACGCGACUUAUGUAAUAGUAAAGCGUGUCGAAUUCGAAUGCUUUAUUUCAAUGGAAUUAAAUAUUUUUUUUACUAUGGAAACUCGCUCAACGCAACAAGCCUAAAAACCUUCGUCCUUUUCAAAUCUACUUAAUUAAGUCACAAAACAAUAAUAUACAUAAUAUAAAUUAUGAUAUAAAAUAAUAAUUAAUAUGAUUCUAUAUUAAUUAUCAUCAUAAAGAAUUAUUAGGCAAAUUAUAUUGAAAAAAUAUGUUUAAUUCUCCAACAGUUUCAGCUCCAUAAUUAAUCCAUAUUAAGUUCGGUAUUGCGUCGAAGUUGCAAUGUUUCAUUUCAAAAAUAAUUAAUAUAAUUUAAAAAUCUUAUUUGUAGUUGAAAUAAGACAUGAAGGUGAAGUAACAACUACUUACAAAAAUAAAGACUAUUUUUUUUUAUUUUAGCAUUAUAUUUUUUAUAUUUAGAUAAGUAGGUGUAUUUAUUAGGAAUCGAAUUUAUAGUGUUAUGAUGAUCUGAUGUAUUAGUUAUGUACAACUGUAGAUACAAAUUUUAUAUCAAAGUGAGUUAUUCUGACUUUCAAAUCAAUCUAAAUUCUAUCUUGAAUAGGUACUUAAAAUAAACGAAUACGACAUAGUUUCAAUAGUUUUUUGCACUAUUUACUUUAUGUACAUAAUAUUUUAGUUAACAUGUCUUUUCUACGAAAAAGGUCCCUCAUACUGUAUUUUUAGAGUAUUAAGUAGAUAUUUCACUGACAAUCAAUACAUUAACACUUAGUUCCUUAUGUAGCUAAGGGACUUAUUUCUUGAAAGGAACUACUAUUUUUCUGAUCUCAUUUUUUCAUAAGAAAUCAAAUAAACAAAAUACCUACUUACUCUGGACAUUCAACAUUAAGCCUAGGCGCAGACCACCGAUUUUUCGUCGGCCGAUAGUUUAGUCGGGCAGUUGAUCAGUAUGGACAUGUUGGAAGUGCGCACAUGACACCGAUUGAUUUUUCAUACAAAUUAGAAUCGGGCCCAACUAUCGGCCGACUAAAAAUCGGUGGUCUGCGCCUAGGCUAAUAAUAUACGUAUUGAAUACUUUAUGUAGGUACGUACUUUGUACUAAUAUCAUAAUAGUAAUCGGAAAUCAGAGCCACUUGCUCUUUAUUAUAAAAUAUAUACGUUUCUAUAUUUGUGCCAAAUAUGAACAAACGCAAUAUUCAUUUUGAAAUGUAAAAUCGAAAAAUAAAUAUUUUUUUAUUUGGAUAAAUUAUAAAAUAUUAACGAUAUUUUAAUUGAUAGUAAAUUCGUUCAUGCCACGAAAUUACUAUAUGUGCAAUAAAUGUUAUUGUUUAUGUAUUUUAUACAGUGUGGAAUCAGUCUCGUGAAACAAACAAUUUUUGAGCAUCUUGAACGUAAUGAUAAUGUGAAGUAUCCAUAUUAUGUACUUCAAUGCAUUGCCAUUCGUUGUUUAUAAUGUUUGUUACAUUGUGAUAAUAAUUAUGUUACAUAAAUUAUCCUGGUAGCCAGUAUACCGUCGG